GGGGGCUGGAAGGUAAAAUUUAGGGUGUUAAAGAAAAAGUCUUUUCUUUCUCUUGAAAAUUUGUGAAACCCUAAUUCUCCUAAUUCUUCAAUGGAGUCGUUACAACCAGCAUCGUCUUCUUCCGUUACUUGUUCAUCGAAUUCAAAUGCAGUAAUCGAUUCCGGAGAACGAAAUUGGCUUGAUCUUCCACGAGAUACGGUAUUGUCCAUUUUCGUGAAACUUGACACAAUAGAUCUUCUUGUUCGUGCUCACAAUGUUUGCACCACAUGGCGCAAUAUCUCAAAAGACCCCUUCCUCUAUCGCAUAAUCAACAUGCCCAAUUUGGGCGACCCUGAAACCAACUCUGAAUUAGAGGUUUUAUGUCACCGCGCCAUUGAUUACAGCUGCGGAAAUGCAAUUGAUAUCAACAUCGAGUAUUUUGGCACCGACGAUCUUCUUUGUCACAUUGCUAAUUCUGCAACUCAUCUACGAUGCCUUCGUCUUGCAUGUUGCUAUAGUGUAACAGAUGGAGGAUUCUGUGUAGUUGCUGAAAAGCUUUCUCACUUGGAGGAACUUGAUAUAUCAAUUAGUGGCGGCUUUUCUCCUGAUUCUUUGGAAGUCAUUGGCCGAUUUUUCCCUCAAUUGAAAACAUUUAAAUUCAACAUUCAGGCAUAUAGAUAUCCACAUAUUGAGUAUGACGAUGACGCAUUUGCUAUUGCGCAAUUCAUGUCUGGGUUAUGCCAUCUCCAGCUUAUUGGAAACAAGAUGACUAAUGAUGGCUUGCUUGCUAUUCUUGGUGGUUGUCCUCGCCUUGAAUCUCUUGACAUCCGUCAGUGUUUUAAUAUUAAUUUGGAAGGAAGUUUGGGGAAGAGAUGUAAAGAACAGAUCAAGAAUUUACGCCUUCCAAAUGAUGCAACUGAUGACUAUCCAUUUGAAACUGAAGACUAUCCUGAAGGAGACUAUCCAGAUGGGAUCUCAGACAUAGAUUUAGAUUUAUUGUCGGGGGAUGAUUAUGAACUCUCAGAUGGAAGUGAAUUUUCUGAAUUUGAAUUUGAUGCUAACUAUUAUGACUUUUGACAAAGUUGAAACAUUUCAGCAAGGAAAAAAGUGGUUUGAGUGUUUUAGUCACCACUCUCCAUUGUUUCUUCGUAACAUGGGGUUUGUUAGGUGGUUGCAGCAUGUGAAUCUUUUUCGUGGGGAGAUAGUUGAUUAUCAUUUGAAACUUUUAUGAACCAGUUUCACUGUUUACAAUUUGUGUUUAUUUGAUACAUGUAAUGGAUUUUUUAUUUACAUUAUGUUU
Molecule: messenger RNA, 1279 nt
Organism: Vicia villosa (hairy vetch)
Lineage: Eukaryota; Viridiplantae; Streptophyta; Magnoliopsida; Fabales; Fabaceae
Product: putative F-box/LRR-repeat protein 23
Exons: 2
Coding region: 91-1056 (321 amino acids)
Molecular function (GO): protein binding
Source: RefSeq, a predicted model, not a curated record